Suillus fuscotomentosus is the source of this 1074-nucleotide messenger RNA. RefSeq lists its product as uncharacterized. The transcript has 3 exons. The record is from RefSeq and is a predicted model, not a curated record. NCBI's taxonomy places the organism in Eukaryota, Fungi, Basidiomycota, Agaricomycetes, Boletales, Suillaceae. Gene Ontology annotation, molecular function: NADP binding; flavin adenine dinucleotide binding; N,N-dimethylaniline monooxygenase activity. Bases 1 to 1074 code for a protein of 357 amino acids.
AUGUCUUGGCAUUCACUCCUGAUUUUCGCACCUUGCACUCAGUUUCAAAAAUUCUCAGUUCCCGUUGCCCUUGCGCGACCAAGUCAGUUCCGACUCUUGCCAGGUGUCCGUCAUCGGCGCAUUAGUCCUACAAAGACGUUCAUCCAGGGAAUCGUUCAAUUCCAUACAGUCAUAGUGCAAUGCUCUGGCGUCUUUACUCUGACUCAAACAGAGGACUCAUCAUGGAAGGCUUGGUCCUUUGUGACCAUGAUGGACCGGUUGUCUGGCGUGGUCGAUCGUUUUGAUGGACAUAUGCCUUUCUGUCGCCCUGCCGAGUGGAACACUGCAAUGGAGUACACAGCGGUCAUCAUGGGUGCAGGUCAGUGCGGCUUAUCCAUGGCCGCCUGUUUGGAGAAUCUCGGGAUCUCCACACUUGUCUUAGAGAGGUCUGGCAGAAUUGGCAAUAGUUGGUGUUUUCGAUACGAUUCACUGGAGACAAAUACUCCCAAGGUGUUCAAUCAUCUACCCUUCGUCGAAUUCCCAGAGAGAUCCGGAAACUACACCCCCUGCAGAGACGUUGCUGACUAUCUUGAAGAUUACCAAAGAACUCUUGGUCUUCAUGUGUUGACCUCAGCGAGCAUUUCUGCCGCUUCAUAUGAUGCUUCGUCAAGUACCUGGACAUUAUCUGUAUCUCUUCCAGGGCAAGCCUCUAUUACUGUGAUGGCCCGGUACAUGAUUGUCGCAAUAGGCGUUGGCACGAUGGGAGGUGCACUCCCGUUCAUGCCUUCGAUUCCAGGAAAAAGCUCCUUCCUCGGUUCUGUCAUCCAUUCAAGCGAAUACAAAUCUUCCUCCUGCGUCGGCGCGCAGAACGUCGCUGUCAUCGGCGCAGGAUGUUCUGUGCACGAUAUUGCUCAGGACAUGGCAACUCAUGGGUCUCAGACAGCACUUGUCCAGCGUUCCUCGACCCUCGUUUUGAGUCGCCAGGUGAUCGACAGCCUGCUUACCGGUAAUCUCAGUGCACUUGCUGUAAAGAUAUCUAUUGAUUUGGCUUGUAGGAUAUAUCAGGCAGGAUGUUCCUCCGACAGAGAUCGCUGA